Molecule: messenger RNA, 747 nt
Organism: Cuscuta campestris
Lineage: Eukaryota; Viridiplantae; Streptophyta; Magnoliopsida; Solanales; Convolvulaceae
Source: the annotation of a GenBank genome assembly
AGGGAAGUGCCAAAAUCAUCAAGUCAGCAACCGGGUGUCUAGCUAGCUAAAGAUCGAAGUCGUCCAUAUCAAUAUAUAUACGCGCAGCAUAUAUAAAUAUAUAGAAUUGGUUUGGUAGAUGAAAGAAAGUGGGAGAAAGGGAGGCGUGGCAACGUCUCCGUGCGCAGCGUGCAAGCUGCUGAGGAGGAGGUGCGCCCAAGGCUGUAUUUUCGCUCCUUAUUUCCCUGCCGAUGAGCCUAACAAGUUCGCCAGUGUGCAUAAGGUUUUUGGUGCCAGCAAUGUCAACAAGCUCCUUCAGGAGUUGCCGGAGCAUCAAAGAGGUGAUGCGGUGAGUUCGAUGGUGUAUGAGGCACAUGCGAGGAUGAUGGAUCCAGUCUACGGGUGCGUAGGAGCCAUUUCGACACUACAGCAGCAAGUUGAUGUUCUCCAGACCCAACUGGCAAUCACCCAAGCUCAGGUGGUGCGCCUUAGAAUGAGGCAACUCUCCUCCUUGUCUGGUGGGGGCUCGCCCUCGAACUCGCCUGAUACCGAUUCGCCGCCCCCGUCCUCUAGGCACACUCGCGCUAACCAUAACGGGGACCCUUUUAGCAUGGACAUGGUGGUGGACCAACGUAAUGUUGGUGGUUCCUUGUGGUAAUGGAAGGGUAAGUCAAAUGAAUAAGUUAUAUUCACAUAGGAUAUGACAGGAUCUGAGGGAACUAACACAUCUGGCUUCCAACCACUAAUUAAUAAGGCAAGGUCAAUAUG